This is a messenger RNA of Loxodonta africana (African savanna elephant), 7566 nucleotides long. It is a transcript of the gene AFDN, whose product is annotated as afadin, adherens junction formation factor. Gene Ontology annotation, biological process: signal transduction; regulation of protein localization. Gene Ontology annotation, cellular component: adherens junction. Bases 32 to 5716 code for a protein of 1894 amino acids. Gene Ontology annotation, molecular function: cell adhesion molecule binding. The transcript is spliced from 33 exons. The record is from RefSeq and is a predicted model, not a curated record. NCBI's taxonomy places the organism in Eukaryota, Metazoa, Chordata, Mammalia, Proboscidea, Elephantidae.
CGGCCUCGUCCCGCGCCGGGCGGCCGCGAGCAUGUCCGCGGGCGGCCGCGACGAGGAGCGGCGGAAGCUGGCCGACAUCAUCCACCACUGGAACGCCAACCGGCUGGACCUGUUCGAGAUCAGCCAGCCCACCGAGGAUUUGGAGUUCCAUGGAGUUAUGAGAUUCUAUUUUCAAGAUAAAGCUGCUGGAAACUUUGCAACAAAAUGCAUUCGUGUCUCUAGUACUGCCACAACGCAAGAUGUGAUAGAAACGCUUGCAGAGAAAUUCCGCCCUGACAUGCGGAUGCUGUCGUCCCCCAGAUACUCCCUGUACGAAGUGCACGUCAGCGGAGAAGAAAGAAGAUUGGAUAUAGAUGAGAAGCCUCUAGUUGUGCAGUUGAAUUGGAACAAAGAUGACCGGGAGGGUAGAUUUGUUCUUAAGAAUGAAAAUGACGCCCUUCCUCCUAAGAAGGCUCAGAGUAAUGGACCUGAGAAACAGGAAAAAGAAGGUGUUAUCCAGAAUUUCAAGAGAACUCUCUCCAAGAAAGAAAAGAAGGAAAAAAAGAAGAGAGAGAAAGAGGCGUUGAGACAAGCAUCUGAUAAAGACGAUAGACCUUUCCAGUCAGAUGACAUUGAAAAUUCUCGACUGGCUGCUGAGGUUUACAAAGACAUGCCCGAAACUAGCUUUACCCGAACGAUCUCUAAUCCUGAGGUGGUUAUGAAACGGCGGAGGCAGCAAAAACUGGAAAAGAGAAUGCAAGAAUUUCGGAGCUCAGAUGGGCGGCCUGAUUCAGGUGGAACACUGAGAAUUUAUGCAGAUAGUUUAAAACCAAAUAUUCCCUACAAGACAAUCCUACUGUCAACUACCGAUACUGCAGACUUUGCUGUGGUUGAAGCUUUAGAGAAGUAUGGUCUGGAGAAAGAGAGUCCUAAGGAUUACUGCAUCGCCCGGGUUACACUUCCUCCUGGAUCCCAACAUUCUGAUGAAAAAGGAGCUAAAGAAACUAUCCUUGAUGACGAUGAGUGUCCCCUGCAGAUCUUCAGGGAAUGGCCCAGCGACAGAGGGAUUUUAGUCUUCCAGUUGAAGAGGAGGCCACCGGACCACAUCCCAAAGAAAACUAAAAAACAGGUGGAUGGGAAGCAGCUCAAAGGGAAAGAGAGGGCUGACAGCUCUACCUACGGGUCCUCACUCCCUCCCGAGAAGCUGCCCUACUUGGUAGAACUAAGCCCAGAUGGCUCUGACUCCAGAGAUAAGCCAAAGCUCUACCGCCUUCAGCUGAGCGUUACUGAGGUGGGGACAGAGAAGUUUGAUGACAGCUCAAUCCAGCUGUUCGGGCCAGGAAUCCAGCCUCAUCACUGUGACCUCACAAACAUGGAUGGCGUUGUGACUGUGACCCCGAGAAGCAUGGAUGCUGAGACGUACGUGGAAGGCCAGCGCAUCUCGGAGACCACCAUGCUGCAGAGCGGCAUGAAGGUCCAGUUUGGAUCGCUGCAUGUGUUCAAAUUCGUGGACCCCAGCCAGGAUCACGCUGCUGCGAAGAGACCUGUGGAUGGGGGCCUUAUGGUCAAAGGGCCGAGACACAAACAGGGAAUUGUCCCAGAGACCACUUUUGAUCUGGAAGGAGAUGUUCAUAGUGGAACGGUGUUCCCAACAAGCAAGAGCGCUUCCAGACUGGACAGUGACCGAGGACCCUCUGCCUCCGGCACAGCUGAGCGAGGGAUGGUGAAGCCGAUGGUCAGGGUGGAGCAGCAGGACCACCGCAGGCAGGAGAGCAGAAGUCAGGACGCUCCUGGGCCUGAACUGAUACUGCCGGCAAGCGUUGAAUUUAGAGAAAGUUCUGAAGAUUCAUUUUUAUCUGCCAUCAUAAACUAUACAAAUAGCUCUACAGUCCAUUUUAAGUUAUCACCUACAUAUGUAUUAUAUAUGGCAUGUCGGUAUGUAUUGUCGAGCCAGUACAGACCUGAUAUCAGUCCUGCAGAGCGCACCCACAAGGUCAUUGCCAUAGUCAACAAGAUGGUGAGCAUGAUGGAAGGAGUGAUCCAGGAAGUAGACCAGGUUGAUCAGAAACAGAAGAACAUUGCAGGCGCACUGGCCUUCUGGAUGGCAAACGCGUCAGAGCUCCUCAACUUCAUCAAGCAGGACCGAGACCUCAGUCGCAUCACGCUGGACGCCCAAGAUGUUUUAGCACACCUGGUUCAGAUGGCAUUUAAAUACUUGGUUCACUGUCUUCAAUCAGAACUUAAUAAUUAUAUGCCAGCCUUUCUAGAUGACCCUGAAGAGAAUAGUCCUCAAAGACCCAAAAUAGAUGACGUCCUGCACACGCUCACGGGAGCCAUGUCACUGCUGCGGCGCUGCAGGGUGAACGCCGCCCUGACCAUCCAGCUCUUCUCACAGCUCUUCCACUUCAUCAACAUGUGGCUAUUCAACAGACUGGUCACCGACCCCGACUCAGGCCUGUGCUCGCACUACUGGGGCGCUAUCAUCCGGCAGCACUUAGGGCACAUUGAGGCAUGGGCAGAGAAACAAGGGCUGGAGCUGGCAGCAGAUUGCCACCUCAGCAGGAUCGUACAGGCGACCACUUUGCUUACCAUGGAUAAGUAUGCGCCUGAGGACAUUCCGAAUAUAAACAGUACCUGCUUUAAGUUAAAUUCACUGCAGCUUCAAGCCUUAUUACAGAAUUACCACUGUGCACCUGGCGAGCCUUUUAUACCUACGGAUCUUACAGAAAAUGUAGUGGCUGUGGCUGAGAAUACCGCCGACGAGUUAGCUCGCAGUGAUGGGAGAGAAGUACAGCUGGAGGAGGAUCCUGACCUGCAGCUGCCCUUCCUUCUGCCGGAAGACGGCUAUUCUUGUGAUGUUGUCAGAAACAUUCCAAAUGGUUUACAAGAAUUCUUAGACCCUCUUUGCCAGCGAGGAUUUUGCAGGCUGAUCCCGCAUCUGCGCUCACCAGGUACUUGGACCAUCUAUUUUGAAGGUGCGGAUUAUGAAAGUCACCUGAUGCGCGAGAACACAGAGCUGGCCCAGCCGCUGAGGAAGGAACCUGAAGUAAUCACUGUGACCCUCAAGAAGCAGAACGGAAUGGGCCUUAGCAUUGUCGCAGCAAAGGGUGCGGGUCAGGAUAAACUCGGAAUCUAUGUCAAAUCUGUUGUCAAAGGAGGCGCUGCAGAUGUGGACGGACGGCUGGCUGCAGGUGACCAGCUCCUCAGUGUGGACGGGCGGAGUCUGGUAGGACUGUCUCAGGAGAGGGCAGCAGAACUCAUGACAAGAACAAGCUCUGUGGUGACAUUAGAAGUGGCAAAACAAGGAGCGAUUUAUCACGGCCUUGCUACACUGCUCAACCAGCCGUCUCCAAUGAUGCAAAGACUUUCAGAUCGCCGUGGCUCAGGUAAACCCCGACCAAAGAGCGAAGGUUUUGAGCUCUAUAAUAAUUCAGCUCAGAAUGGGUCCCCCGAGAGCCCUCAGCUGCCUUGGGCAGAGUACAGCGAACCAAAGAAACUGCCGGGCGAUGACAGGCUGAUGAAGAAUAGGGCUGAUCACCGUUCCAGUCCCAACGUAGCAAACCAGCCCCCUAGUCCUGGAGGGAAACACACAUAUGCCACGGGAACAACAGCUAAGAUAACGUCGGUUUCUACUGGAAACCUCUGCACUGAGGAGCAGACCCCUCCACCCAGGCCUGAAGCAUACCCCAUUCCCACGCAGACAUACCCCAGAGAGUAUUUUACGUUCCCCGCGUCCAAGUCCCAGGACCGGAUGGGUCCUCCACAGAGCCAGUGGCCAACUCAUGAGGAUAAGCCACACAUGCACACAGACAGUAACCAUUCCGGUAUUGCGAUUCAGCGUGUUACCCGUUCCCAGGAAGAGCUGCGAGACGACCAAGCGUACCAGCUCGAGAGGCAUCGACUAGCACCAGCCGAGGAUCGAAAGUCGGACAGUGAUAUGUGGAUAAACCAGAGCUCCUCAGUGGAGUCCAGCACAUCGAGCCAAGAGCACCUGAACCAUUCCUCUAAAUCUGUCACUCCUGCGUCCACUUUAACCAAAAGUGGCCCUGGCCGCUGGAAAACGCCAACUGCCAUCCAGCCGACCCCGGUGGCCAUCUCCCAGCCCAUCCGCACAGACCUCCCCCCGCCGCCUCCACCUCCCCCAGUGCACUAUGCCAGUGACUUUGACGGGUUGCCAAUGGACCUGCCUCUGCCACCACCCCCCUCUGUUGGCCAGGUGGGCGCCCUGUCUGCCCAGGUGGCCACUGCAGAGCGGAAGAAGAGAGAAGAGCAGCAGCGGUGGUACGAGAAGGAAAAGGCCCGCCUGGAAGAGGAGCGUGAGAGGAAGCGGAGGGAGCAGGAACGGAAGCUGGGCCAGAUGCGCACACAGUCCCUGAACCCUGCACAGUUCUCCCCUGUGACCAUGCAGCCUGUGAAGCCCGAGAAGCCCUCCACCCUGCAGAGGCCCCAGGAGACCGUCAUCCGCGAGCUGCAGCCACAGCAGCAGCCGCGCACCAUCGAGCGGCGGGACCUGCAGUACAUCACCAUCAGCAAGGAGGAGUUGUCAUCCAGCGACAGCCUGUCCCCAGACCCCUGGAAGCGGGACGCCAAGGAGAAGCUGGAGAAGCAGCAGCAGAUGCACAUUGUGGACAUGCUGAGCCGAGAGAUCCAGGAGCUGCAGGGCAAGCCCGACCGCACUGCCGAGGAGAACGACCGUCUCCGCAAACUCAUGCUGGAGUGGCAGUUCCAGAAGCGGCUGCAGGAGUCCAAGCAGAAGGACGAGGAUGACGAGGACGAGGAGGACGACGACAUGGACACCUUGCUGGUCAUGCAGCGCCUGGAGGCCGAGAGGAGAGCCAGGUUGCAGGAUGAGGAGCGGCGCAGGCAGCAGCAGCUGGAGGACAUGCGUCAGCGGGAAGCGGAGGACCGUGCCCGCCAGGAGGAGGAGCGCCGGCGGCAGGAAGAGGAGCGUGGGAGGCGGGACGCCGAGGAAAAGAGGCGCCAAGAAGAGGGGUAUUACAGCCGCCUGGAGGCCGAGCGGCGCCGACAGCAUGACGAGGCAAAGCUGAGGAUGCUGGAGCCCGACGAGCCGGGUCUGUGCAGACCACCGCCUCCACGGGACUACCAGCACCCCUGCCCGCCCCCCGCACCUAGCGCUCCUCCUCCCCCACCUCAGCGCCACACCUCCUACCUGAAAACGCAGGCCCUCUCCCCUGACAUGCUGUACACUGCCAAGUUUGUUGCGUACAGUGAGGAGGAGGAGGAGGAGGAGGAGGAGGAGGACACCGGCCUGGCAGGUCAGGAUAAGUACGCCAGCACAAGAAAGUCUUACGGGAACCUUCCUCCCACCGCCCCUAAGCCGCAGCCCUCCUGCCAGCCGCGCCCCAUCUCCGAUGGCAUCUUUCUUUCCAACUCAUUCCAGCCACCUUCCGUCAAAGCCAACAGUACUGUCCUCAAAGCAGGCCAAGCCCCGCCCCUUCCAAAAAAACCGAGCUUCUACCUUCCCAGUGGCUCCAAAGGGCCAAACUCUUACACGGGAUCUACUGGAACAGCCGUUAGCACUCAUGAUGUUUACCGAGAUCCAAGAGACAAACGGUCUAAAAGCCAAGAUGCAGAUCUGCCUGGGAUUUCUGGAGCCCCUGAAAACUUGACAUUCAAAGAGCGUCAGCGUCUCUUUUCACAAGGCCAAGAUGUGUCCAAUAAAGUGAAAGCUUCGCGGAAACUGACAGAACUGGAAAAUGAACUGAACACAAAAUGAGAGAAGGGCAGAGGAGCUGGAGUUGACCCAGCGGCCCUCCCAGGGUGGAUGUGUGUGGAGGGGUGAGCUUAGGAUAGGGGAGGGGAGGCCACAUUUUGAAGUAAUUUGUCAUUUCUGUUUCUAAAUGGUUGAGGUUUAGAGAUGUUGCAAUUCCGAGAGAUUUUAUUUUCCUUUACCGAGAGAUAGUCGUUUAUACAACUUAAACACUGUCUCAUCUUUCCGUGAUCUGAAUCACAUGAAGAUGACUUCCUCUGUUAGUUUCUGUUUUGGAAUCUGAGUUCAAAAGGGGGCAGAAUAAAGGGUGGUAGAAGAUAAUGAGGUGUUUCUCCUUUCCCCCUUGCCUUCCCCCCCAUAAUUGACCACGGAGCACAGGCAAUGGAGUUCUAUUUCUGUUCUUUUAAAAAAAAAAAAAAAAAAACAACUUUAUUUUAGCUGUCAGAGAAUAGCUUGAACUACUCAGACCCUUGUCUGCACCACUCAGUAGCAACUGCAGACUGUGUCCUGAGUCAGUGUGCCGGGAGACCACCUGACAGUGCACCUGUAGUGACCUUUUCUCGUCCUCUCAGCAGCAGUGGGGCAGGUCAGAUGGUGCCUGCUGCAGGCAAAGUGGAGGCACAGCUGAGAGUGCUCCGUCUCGUUCCUGAGAGCGCGUGCCCCCUGAUCACUUCUAAGUAUUUAAGAACGCAUUCUCAGAGGAGAAAAGUCUGAGGACUUCAGCUUCGGGAACUUUAUUUUUAUAAACACCAGAUUAUUGUUAGACAAAUACAUGAUUGGUAAUGUUGAAGGUGGCAGUUAGCUUAACAAGUAAACUAUUUCAGAUAUUUCAAGCAGUGUCAAAGGCCGUCGUGGCCUGGACAGUGUUGCUCAUGUGAGUAGGACCCAAGAAGGGCGAGAGAUUAAUAGGGGACCUUCAGGCACAGCUGUUGCUUGGAAACUUUGAACGGAAAAAGGAGAUUUACAUCCAUAGACUUCCAGGGAAUGGCAAGGGCUCAAUUACAUAUGGCAUUUGUAACUUAAAUAUUGUAAGAAUAACUCAUGGCAGUUCAAGCUAUUUUUCAUAGUAGAAUAAAGACUUAUUUAAUUUUAUUUGUUGAAUUAUUAGUUACCACUGUCAUUUCUUCAGCUAUGGGUAUGUGGCUGAUGUUGGGGAGAAAGACCUCUGUUUUAUUGUGUGAUGUUAAAAUGGUAAAUUACAUUGUGAUUCUGAGCACAUUUUCUGUUUGACCAAGUUCUGAUGUGGGGUUAGAUGAUUUUCUAUACCAUAUUGUUCUCUUACAAAUGCGUGUGUUAGGACAAGAUACACACUUUCACACAGCAGCGAGAGGCUCUCACUGCCUUAGAAAUCACUUUUAAUGAGAGUUGUAUGAUAAAUAACCAUGUGAGUGUAAAUAUUUUUCUAUGUGUAUCAGAGUCCUUAUUUGAAAGUGUGUUGUCUCAUUUAAGUAAGAGAGUAAAAUGGUCCUGAAUGUUUAUGAAGGAUUCGCCCGCUUGCUCUGGAAGCUUGAGGAAAACGAAGCUUCUUCCAAAUACCUUGAGAACACUGGCAGCCUGACGGGGACGGGGUCCACACAACCCCUAAAGAAAAGAUGCAGAAGAGUUACUGUUGUGUUAAUAUGUAGAGAACAACAACUACACACAAGUACAUGUAAAUAUCCACAGGCAAGGAGAUCAGCACAACCUGCAAACAAGUGGAUUUGGCCGUCUUUGGACUAUUAGGUCAAAUGUGAAUAUGUGUAAAAGUGCUUUUCAUAAUUGUGCAUUAUUAUGGGGGAAAAAACAUCAAAACUGCUGUAGUUUUCCAUUUCUACUGUAUUUCAGUUGCAACCUAUUUUUAAUAAACUUUGUAUGUA